CCUCUAGAAAUGGUGGAGUAUAGACGUCGUUUUCUCUAGUCCGUUGAAGUGAGUGUCUUGUGUGUGAAUUACUAAGAUCGUAUUUCCUGUGUGAUAAUUUUUCUCCUCUCAACAAGGGAAGCUUUUGAUCUCGGGUUGUGCAUCGACGUUGGCAACAAAAAUAAAACAGAAGAGAAAGGAAAGAAAAAUAAGAAGAUAAAAAAGAAGAAGAAGAAAAGAAGAAGAAUUAUAACCGAACCAAUAAUCAAAAUAACUAAAGAAAUAAGGAAGUGAAGAAUUAAGUGAAGUUACAAUAGACAGACAGACAGACAGACAGAAGACAAUUAAGAUACAGAAAAAGGAAAACAAAGACACAGACACAAAGAGAAGAGACACACACACACACACACACACACACACACACACACACACACACACACACACGAUGGAGUUACGAAACGAUACCAGUGAUGAUUUUUUUACCUUCCUCUGUGGUGAGCCUCUUAUGAAUGCCAGCGAGAUAUGGGAUGCUGAUGUUCCUUACCUGGGCAGGUGUGUGGAGAGGACCAUUCUCACCUGGAUCCCGUGCCUCUUCAUCUGUCUCUCCGCUCCUCUGUCCCUUCUCUCUCUCCAUCGUUCCUCCUCCUCCUCCUCUUCUUCCACCCUCUCCUCCUCCUCCUCUUCUUCCUCCCUCUCUUCCUUACGUUCCCGUCAAGCGCCCUUGCCGUGGUCGCCUCUAAUGCUCUCGAAAAUGGUCAUAUCCGUGGUGGUGAUGAGUGCAGCGGUGGUGGAGAUGGCGGUGGUGGUGGUGAUGGCGUUGGUGGUUGCUAGUGGUGGUGAUGAUGGUGGUGGUGAUGAUGGUGGUGGUGGUGGUGAUGGCCUGUCAUUCCUCCACACCCCCUCCCCCGCCACCCACUCCACGCCUCCACCUCCUCCUCCACUCCCCUCUCCACUCUUUCUAAUGGACUUGGUGGCUCCCUCAGUCCUCGUGGUGGCUUAUGGUCUGGCGGUGGUGGUGGUGGCGGCGGGAAGGAGGUAUGGCCAGCGAAGUAGCGGCGUGCUCUUCGUCUUCUGGGGCCUGACGGUGCUGUGCGGGGUGCCGCAGCUCGUCAGCACCGUCCUGGCACUCCUCCACACCGCGCCGCAGCACCAGGAAGAUGGACACCCCCUACCACCACACCAUCACCAACACCACCAACACCAACACCACCCAGCCCUCGCCACCACCUUCCUUCUGCAAUACCUCGGCGCCGUGGUCUUGGUGGUGUUGAACUGCUUCGCCGAGCCUCCUAAUGACCCCAAUGGACGAAUUAAGGUGAAGGAGUCCCCUGAGGAUGUGGCGUCCUUCCCCAGUCGCUACACCUACCACUGGGUGACCCGCGUCCUUCUAAGGGGAAGAAGGAGACCCCUCACCCAGGAGGAUCUCUGGCCGCUACCAAAGGACUGUAGGAUACCCGCCGUGGAUGCCAGUUGGAGGGCGGCAUGGCUGAGGGAACUGUCCUGUGUGAGACGGAAAACACUUACACGCACCACCACCAACACCACCACCACAAACAUCAACACCAAGAGUACCAUUCACGAUGUUAGCUGUGGCAAUAGUGGUGGUGGUGAUGGUGGUGAACGCCUAAACAGUGGUGAUGGGAGUGGCAGUGGUGGUACCUUGCGUGUGUCCGUGGUCAAGGUGGCUUUACGAGCGUACCUGUGGCAUUACCUGUUCAACUUCUCCCUGAUCUUCAUUAGCCAGAUGACCCUCUUCGCUGCACCUGUCCUUCUUGGGCGGCUCAUCUCCUUCACUAAGUCCACCUCAUCGGAGCCCGCCUGGCAUGGCUAUAUGUACGCUGCCCUACUGAUGUUAACGACUGUCCUGGUGAGCUUGGUGCGACAGUGCUUCUUCCACGAGGCCUCAAAGAUCGUGCUCAAGCUGCGGGCGUCUCUCAUGCUUGCGGUGUAUCGUAAGACCCUCACCAUCUCACCUGGGGCCAGAAGGGAGUCUACGUCAGGCGAGAUCGUUAACCUGAUGUCGGUGGAUGCCCUGCGAUUGAGUGAGUUCUCCCUCCACCUCACCUCUGGCCUCGUCACGCCCAUCACAGUCAUCGUGGCCACCUGGCAGCUCUGGGAUGUCCUGGGUCCAUCAGUGCUUGCGGGGAUGGCUACAAUGGUUCUAAUAAUGCCCAUCAACACCAUGGUCGCCAGCCGCACCAAGGCCCUGCAGAACACCAAGAUGAGGCUCAAGGACAAGAGGAUCAAGCUGGCGGGGGAGAUUAUUAAUGGGAUCAAGGUGCUCAAGCUCAACGCAUGGGAGGAACCGUUCGGCAAGCAGGUGGAGGAGGUGCGGAGGGAGGAGAUACAGGUGCUAACGAAGGCGGCGUACUACCAUAGCUUUGUUGCCUUCCUCUGGUUCAUCACGCCCUUCAUGGUGUCGUUAGCCUCGUUUGCCACCUACAUCACGGUUUCGUCCGACAACAAGCUCGACGCAGAGACGGCCUUUGUGGCGAUCGCUCUGUUCAACCUCCUGAGGCUACCCAUCGCUGAGAUACCCGGCUUGAUCCUGCAGGGUAUACAGGCAAAAGUGUCUCUGACUAGACUGGAAAAGUUCUUCGCCGCACAGAAUCUUGACCCGAAGGCCGUAUGCAGUGAUCCUUCCAAGGAGAGCGCCAUCAGGGUGGAGGGCGGGGCGUUCCGGUGGGGCGGGGGUGGUGGGGAGUGGGCGCUGCAGGGGGUGGAGGUGGAGGUGGGGCGCGGGGAGCUGGUGGCGGUGGUGGGGCCGGUCGGGGCGGGGAAGAGCUCGCUUCUCUCGGCCUUCCUCGGACAGAUGGAGAAGACUGCCGGGGAGGUGGUGGUAAAUGGACAGGUGGCUCUGGUGUCGCAGGAGGUGUGGCUACAGAACGCCAGCCUUCGGGAGAACAUCACCUGGGGCAGCCCUUGGGAGGAGGCGAGGUACUGGCGGGUGGUGAAAGCCUGCGCCCUAAUGCCUGAUCUCGAGAUGUUGCCUGCCGGGGACCUGACGGAAAUUGGGGAGAAGGGCAUCAACCUCAGUGGGGGUCAGAAGCAGCGCGUGGGUCUGGCCAGAGCGGCGUACAGUGGCGCCAACAUUAUGCUCCUGGAUGACCCCCUCAGUGCCGUGGAUGCCAACGUGGGGCGGCAUAUCUUUGAGUGCCUGCUGGGACCCUCUGGACUCAUGGGUGGCACGACGCGGGUGUUGGUGACGCACGCACUCUGGGUGUUGCCGGAGGUGGAUCGCGUGGUGGUGGUAGAAGACGGAAGGCUGGUGGAGCAGGGCACGUGCGGGGAGCUGGUGGAGAGGGGGGGUAGCCUAGCGCGUCUCCUCCUCCACCUGGCAAGAAAGGAGGUGGAGGAGGUGAAGGAGGAGGAGGAGGAGGUGGUGGAUGGGGAGAUGGAGGAGGAGGGCCUGGAGGAGCUGUGUGCCCACCUCAAACAGCUGCCGGGGGGACGUCAGCUGCUCCGACAGAUCUCCCGACACAGCGCCGCCUUAGAAGAGAAGGACAUGGCUGGCACCACCGCCAGUCCACCGUAUAAGUCCACCACCUCAACCGAACCAGUUUACGAAAGACAAGACUCCACCUCCACCACCACUACCAGACCACCACACUCCACUACCUCAACCAAACCAGCUUACGAACGGCAAGACUCCACCACUACCAGUCCACCACACACCACCACCAACUCCACCAGCUCAACCACCUCAACUAAACCAGCUUACGAAAGACAAGACUCCACCACCAACUCCACCUCCACCAAACCAGCUUCUGAACAACAGAUUCCACCUCCACCACCAAGCCACGAUAUAGAGCAUGAACCUCUAUAUAUGUUACUCGGCCCCACGGAGAGCGCAAAGCCUCGCCUGGGGUGGCACUGCACACCACGCCACGCAUCAAGACCCCCCGCGCGGCCCUCCAACAUCCUGGAGCACACCAAGGACCUCUGGGUGUUCCGCGGCGCUGGCAACCACGGCCUGAGUCCCGGCCAGCCGCUGCCUCUCAGUCGUCUCAGCCGCUGCCACGUCAACGACUGGGCGGUAGUGGGCGCAGGCGUUGUGGCCUCUUCAGUGGGCGUGGCCUUGCUGGUGUGGGUUUCUCCUUGCCCGAGGGCGUAG
Eriocheir sinensis (Chinese mitten crab) is the source of this 4093-nucleotide messenger RNA. Its product is annotated as multidrug resistance-associated protein 1-like. The coding region runs from base 425 to 4093 and encodes 1222 amino acids. Gene Ontology annotation, biological process: transmembrane transport. Gene Ontology annotation, cellular component: membrane. Gene Ontology annotation, molecular function: ATP binding; ABC-type transporter activity; ATP hydrolysis activity. Lineage: Eukaryota; Metazoa; Arthropoda; Malacostraca; Decapoda; Varunidae. The transcript is spliced from 22 exons. The record is from RefSeq and is a predicted model, not a curated record.